This is a messenger RNA of Meloidogyne enterolobii, 393 nucleotides long. NCBI's taxonomy places the organism in Eukaryota, Metazoa, Nematoda, Chromadorea, Rhabditida, Meloidogynidae. The record is from the annotation of a GenBank genome assembly.
AUGAUAACCAAAAUUUUGGAUUGUAUUUUUAUUGGAGAUAUAUUCUCUACCGCUGAAAUAAAUAUUGAGAAAUUUAAAAUCCAAAUAGUUUUAACCCUUUCAUCUCAACCUUUGGCUUUAGAAAAAAGAAUAAUUGGUGUUGAUUACCAAUUUAUUUAUAUGUUAGACGUUGAAAAUCAAAAUAUUUUUAGUUCAAAUAUUUUACAAAAAACAUUUAAUUUAUUACAAAAAUGUUGGGAAAAUAAACAGUCAAUACUUGUACAUUGUGAAAGUGGAAUAAGUAGAUCAGUCACAAUUAUUAUUGCUUUUUUGAUGAAAAAAAAUAAUUGGAGUUAUCUAAAUUCUUUUAAUUUUUUGAAGGAAAAACAUUCAAUUGCGAGGUUUUUUCGUUAA